AUGGACGGAGCCAAUAUUGAAAUGUGCGAGGAAUGCGGCAGGGAGAACAUGUUCAUCUUCGGCAUGCCUGUUGAGGAAGUGGAGGCCCUUGGUAGAAAGGGUUACAAGUCACAGGAAUUCAUUGAAAAGUCGCCCGCUUUGAAGCAGGCACUGAAUCAGAUCCGCGACGGCUAUUUCUCGCCUGAUGAACCAGACCUCUUCAAGGACAUCUAUAACACGAUGAUGUAUGGCGACCGGUUCAUGGUUUGCGCGGACUUUGACGACUACGCUCGAGCCCAAGCUGAGGUGGACAAGGCCUACGAAGACGAGAUGCGAUGGGCAAAAAUGAUGCUGUAUAACAUUGCCGGCUCAGGCAAGUUUUCAUCUGACAGAACCAUUCGGGAUUAUGCUGCGAACAUCUGGAACGUAGAACCGACGGAAGAAAAGAUGCCGGCGCCGUUUGAGACGCCAGCGCCGACGAAUCCUUCCAGCUAG
Messenger RNA from Dibothriocephalus latus, 474 nucleotides. NCBI's taxonomy places the organism in Eukaryota, Metazoa, Platyhelminthes, Cestoda, Diphyllobothriidea, Diphyllobothriidae. The record is from the annotation of a GenBank genome assembly.